AUGGGUUCGUCUUCUUCUGCAAGCCUUAGCAACUUCCAUCCGUGUUGGCUAUCGGUUCUUAAUCCCAUCAAGGACUAUGUUGCCUUUGAAAAGCCCUUCUUUGUUUAUUGGGAGAAAGAAAUUGGUUUGCAAUGCUGCACAUUUAUAGAUCCAGAAGGAAAUGCAUUCGAGAUACAACUGAAUGAACCAUUAUUGGCUGAAAGAAAGUUCCCUGCAGAUUUUCCACUGGAACAGGGAUCUAUCAUUUUCGAUGAUGCCUUUUCCCAUUUCUGGGGACCAAUAUUUGACUCCUCAAAUCCAGAUAUGUACCAGAAAGUUGAGAUGGUAGAUCCCGUGGGCAAGAAUUAUGAAGUUUUCAUUGAGGGAUCUUACACGGGAAGGAUAUUUGCUAGACACGGAUUAGAAAAAAUGGUAACCAAUUAUGAUCUACGUGAGGAUCACGUUAUGCGUCUGAAUUUUAUAGGGGAUCGCAAAUUCUUGUUUAGGAUAUUCUCUUUGACGGGAAAUGAAGUCAUUUAUUCCUUGGAUUUGAUCAAAGAUGAACCUACCAUAAAUGAGGAAGAUGGUUUAGAAAGAGAUUUUUACUACAAAACGACCAAGAAUUUAACCGACUAUGAUGUUAAUUCUUCUUCACUGUACUUGGAUUCCGAGUUUGCUUCAAAAGCGUUGGUAAAGAACAGGAAAAAUCAUGAACUUCGCAAUAGGAAUGGCGGUUCUUGGUCAUGCACCGUAAGAUGGGCCAAGAAAAGGACACACGAAUGCUUUUUAAGUUGUGGAUGGAAGAAAUUCUGUGCUGCAAAUGGAUUCCAAGCCGGAGAUGUUAUAACUUUUGGGGUCGAUAUAAAUCGAUCAAAUAUUAUUAAUGUUAGGAAGGAUUAA
Molecule: messenger RNA, 879 nt
Organism: Vigna unguiculata (cowpea)
Lineage: Eukaryota; Viridiplantae; Streptophyta; Magnoliopsida; Fabales; Fabaceae
Source: RefSeq, a predicted model, not a curated record